AUGGACGCGCAGAAGCUGAUCUCAUCCAUCGGCCUUGUUGCCGGCCUGGUAUUCCUCCCCGGCCUUGUCCGUACCUCGUUCGCCAUCGACCGUCCAAUACACUCGUCAAUCGUAGUACUCGCCGUCUGUGGAGCUUGUAUAAUUGGGUUGGACCGAACGCGCGCCUUAAAGGAUACCAAAUCGCACCGACACCGCUAUGGGCCCAUACCCCUGGAAGACGCGAGUGAUCGGCGCAUAUCGGGCAAUAGAUCAGUACACGGUGAAGAGAAUGGGAGCAAGCAAUCGCCGCUGUCCAGCUUGAGACGGCUGCGUCUUGUCUUUCUCAUUCUUGUUGGCGCUCUCUGCGCCCGUGUAGAAGUGCUGCAUCAGGUCGCCAAAGGAGUCCAAUGCACUCGUGGGAGCUACCAACCAUUUCUACCAUUUCUUCUAGCCGUGUACGAUUUCGCUAUUAUCCGUCGGCAUCGUCAGGAAUGGAAGCCCGAUGAAGAGCAAAAUGGGAGCCCAUUCAAGCAAGUGUUUGCUCGCCUCUCUAGACAUCGGUACAUGCUGGUCUUGUCUACUCUGCUUCUAGGCUUGUGUAGCUCGCUCGAGUUGUCGGCAACUGCACCGCCAUCCUCGACUUACAUAUGCGCUACAACGUUACCAACAUUCACUCUAGUGCCCGCGAUCCAGCUUCUUGGAUUGUUCCUGGACGCCUUGAUAUUUGUACUAGUGUUCCAUAUCCUUGAUCUGGGUUCAGAUUCUCCGCAGUCUAAUGUCAAUGCGCCUCGGAUCAUAGGCUGGGCCUUCCUUCUGUCUGCUGUCGUGUGGACCAUUAUUGGGGCUUUAGUCUUCUUUGUAAGCCCCGACGAUCGCCACUGGAUUCUCACCCCAGAUAGAACCUAUCUCUGGAGUCUGUUCAACCUUACCCUAGCCGUUUGUAUUACGGUGUUAUUUGCUGUUUCCGUAGCUUCCCGUUCACGACCGGUAUCAUUCUCCUUUCUGGUUGUUUUCACAUUAACAGGGAUGACUGCAUUGACAUCGGACUGGAGCCAGCACAUUCAAAAUCUGGGCUUCUCUGACAAGUUGAACUUCGUCUUCGUGAUUACAAUAUUCGUCGCUGAUAUUCUCUACGCGGUUAUUGAGAUGUCUGCUGAGAACCGCUCGCGGUCCUCGAUGAAGAAUAUGUCGGGUGUGCCUGGUUGGUUUCUCUUUUCGAUUGCAGGCCUCCUCAUUUUCCGGCUGUUGUUCGGAAAUCCCUAUCUCAGCCAACCAAGCUCUCAUCCGAUUGAUACUCUAAUUGGGAGGGCGCGUUCUCAGCACGACCUGUGGAAAAAGCAGGCGUCUUCCUCAAAAUCGCUGUCGGAUGCCGUAGCGGUCUACCGCCAACGAUAUCACCGGAAUCCGCCCCCGCAAUUCGAUAUCUGGUAUAAUUAUGCCACCUCUCGGUCCUCCUUAGUUAUUGACGACUACGAUAACAUUUAUAAUGAUCUCUUACCUUAUUGGUCCCUGUCACCCGCUGAAAUACGUCAAAGAACCUGGGAGAUUAUAGCAAAUCCUUGGAGUGAUGCUGGUGGCGUUCACGUCAGAGCAGGAUCGCUUGAGAUUAGUGCCAAUAUGCCAGGAACGCACAGGUGGAUGGUCGACGGCGUCACUCAUAUUAUGGAGAAAUUUGCAGAGUGGCUUCCGGAUAUGGACCUUGCAUUCAACCUAAAUGACGAAGCACGGGUAACAGUACCUUUCGAAGUCCUUGAAGCGCUGAAAGUAACAUCAUCGAGAGCUGCUCAAUCAAAGACGCCAGGUGUAGUUGGGUUCAGCAAUGAGAGAUCUUCUGGGUGGGCCCCGAUUCCCGAGCAGCCUAUUGCAGAAUCGCGCUUCCAACAGCGCUCUUUUCAGCGGACAUUCUAUGGGUUUGGAGCUGUGGGUUGUCCGCCUUCUUCAAGAGCUCAAAAGGAAAGAUUAUGGAAUGUCAAAGACCUGUGUACAACGUGUGCAGCCCCGCACUCAUUAGGCUACUUCCUCUCCAAUUGGACUUUGUCAGCGUCCGUCUGCCACCAACCCGACCUCGCUGACCUGCACGGGCUGAAUCUCUCACCCGCUGCCUUCAAAGGCUCCUACGAUCUCAUGCCUAUGUUCAGUCAGAGCAAGCCGGCCGGCUACAACGACAUCCUCUACCCUUCAGCUUGGAAUUACAUGGACAAAGUCAAAUAUGCCCCUUCCCCUGAAUUUCCGGAUCCUCCAUUCUCCAACAAAGAGAAUACCAUUUUCUGGCGUGGUGCUACUUCUGAGGGUGUUUCCGCCGGCAGUGGCGUCUGGAAGGGAAUGGCACGCCAGCGCCUAGUGCACCUCGCCAACAAUGCUACCACUCCCCAGCUCGUCCUCCUCCCUCAGCCACGCACGAACAAGCCGACCUACAUAAUGCUUGAACCUACUAGUGUCGCCGCAAUCCUCAAUUCGUCCAUCCGCCUCGUCGACGGCAUCGCCCGCUGCGGUGGCCGCGAUUGUCCGGACCAAACGAAUGAGUUUGGGGGAAGCGCUCCUCGCUCGGACUUCCAGCACCACUGGCACUACCGAUUCCUCGUCGAUGCAGACGGCGCAGGGUUCUCAGGACGCUUCCUCCCGUUUCUCCAGAGUGGGAGCGUGCCGUUCAAAACGGCAUUGUUCAGGGAGUGGUACGAGGGCCGUUUGACAGCGUGGCGGCAUUUCGUCCCGCUUGAUUUGCGCCUGCAUGGGCUAUGGAGCACCCUGGCGUAUUUUGCGGGGGUGGACGGUCGGAGCAUCGGAGGGAGAGUGGGCAAGUGGGAAGCAAGAGCUAAAGAGGCAGAGGACAUCGCGGAGAAUGGCCGGAAGUGGGCGAAUACUGUGCUGAGGAAAGAGGACAUGGAAAUAUACUUCUUCCGGCUAUUGUUGGAGUGGGGAAGGUUGACGGAUGAUCGGAGGGAUGAGCUAGGAUUCUCGGUGUAG
Molecule: messenger RNA, 2943 nt
Organism: Mytilinidion resinicola
Lineage: Eukaryota; Fungi; Ascomycota; Dothideomycetes; Mytilinidiales; Mytilinidiaceae
Exons: 5
Coding region: 1-2943 (980 amino acids)
Source: RefSeq, a predicted model, not a curated record